AUGUACUGGUCGACCAAGCUCGUUCGCUUUGAGAAACAGGCGGUGUACGAUCCCGCGGACAUCGAGGCUACGGCUCACCACGUCUUCGACGAGGCCGUCGCCGUACACACGCGAGGCUGGGUUCGCCCCAAUGUCUACCACAAGAAGGUGGUUCGCGGUAAGCUCACCGAUGUCAGCGAGGGGAGCGCGGAGAGGCGCUUGGCCCGUAUCUGUUUCCUGUUGAAGCACGUGAAGGCGGCGUGCGAUGAUGCCUUGCGUGGAGGUCUUACUCUUGCGCUCUUGUGCGACAACCCCGAGGCUAGGGGCUCCACCAAAGACUCGAACAACAAUGGCAACGGAAAGCGUGCAAAGAGAACGAAGGUUGUGAAGAAGUUUUUGGAGGCUGGGUUCACGGUUGAGACAGAUGACGAGGAGUCUGACGAAGAGCAUGGCGAGAACGAAGAAGAGGAAGGCGAAGGCGAGGAGCGAAGUGGUGAUGAGGUUUGA
This is a messenger RNA of Alternaria infectoria, 486 nucleotides long. RefSeq lists its product as uncharacterized. The coding region runs from base 1 to 486 and encodes 161 amino acids. The transcript is spliced from 2 exons. The record is from RefSeq and is a predicted model, not a curated record. Lineage: Eukaryota; Fungi; Ascomycota; Dothideomycetes; Pleosporales; Pleosporaceae.